AUGGCCCUGGAAGACGCAGCGGCGCGGGGGAGGACGUCCGGAGCCGGCGGCGACCGUCUCAGCGGCCUCCGGGACGAGGUCCUCCUCCGGGUCUUGUCGCACCUCAAGGCGUGGGAGGCGGUGCGCACCUGCGUGCUCUCGCAACGGUGGCGCGACCUGUGGACCUACACGGGCCACCUCGACAUCCGCCAGCCGUGCCUCUGCCGCCGCCGCGGCAGCGCCGGCGGCCUCUCGGCCUACCAGCGCAUGGCGCGCGCCAAGGCAUUCAACUCGUUCGUCAGGAAACUGCUCCUCCUGCGGCGGCCGCUGGUGCCGCUGAUCUCGUUCCGGCUCUGCUGGACCCACGAGACCCGCGACGGCGACACCAACACCUGGAUCUCCCACGCCGUCAGGCACAAGGCGGAGGAAAUCGAGCUCUCCGCCAAGCAUCACAAGGGGUACCCGACGCCGGAGUACAUGAGCUUCAUUGUUGAUGGCGAAGACCUUCGAAAACAAGGUGUUGCUGGCGAACCCUCCGUCAAGACUGGCCUCAAGAUCUUGAAGCUUAUCCAUCUCAGUCUGGAUGACACCACCCUCACGCAGCUCUGUUCAAGGUGCACGUCUCUGGAAGAGAUUGAGCUCAACGACUGUCUCAUACCCCAGGCCACAGAGAUACGGUCCAAGUUGCUCAAGCGUUUGACCGUGAUCAAGUGCAAAAUUCCCAAGGGAAUCCUCUCUGUUUAUGCUCCAAAGCUUGUCUCGCUGCAGUUCAGCAGCAACUUUGGCUAUGUUCCGUGGAUCCAGAACUUGGGGUUGCUAGCAGCAUCCAAUGUAAACCAACGGGUAACGCAUAAGUACCCUGACUGCUCUGGCCUCGGUUCUUGCAACCUUGAGAUCUUGAAGCUCUCUCGUGUCAAGCUGGAUGACACCACCCUCGCGCAGCUCUGUUCGAGGUGCACUUCUUUGGAAAAGCUAGAGCUCAAGGAUUGUUCGGUGGUCGGCAAGGAGAUUCGAUCCACCUCACUUAGGUGCUUGACUAUGGUCAGCUGUGAGUUCGCUAUUGAAUCAGUGACUGAUAGUCAAUGGACAUUGGAGGAUGAUGACAAAGAUGAAUUCGAUGACGAUGGUGACUUUUUUGCACAUUUUAGGGUUAAGGACUCUGAUGAUAACAGUGAUAGUGAAUCAGAUCAGGACGAAGAAGAUGAGUCUGACCAUGAUGGUGCACAUUCUGGUGCUGACGGAUCAGAUGAUAAUAGUGAAUAUGAAUCCACUCAGGACGAAGAAGAUGAGUCUGACUAUGAUGGUGCACAUCCUGGUGCUGAGGGAUCAGAUGAUAAUAGUGAAUAUGAAUCCACUCCGUACAAAGAAGAUGAGUCUGACCAUGAUGGUACAGAUGUUGGCCCUGAAGAUUCUGAUGGUAAUCACGGUUGUUCUGGACCUGGUGAUGACGACGAUAGCCAUACUGUGGGCAAUGAAGAGAUUCCAGAGGAGUACAACAAUGAUUGUGGACGAAUGUUUGGGGGAGAUGGUAUCCUUUGCAGCCUCUCCAAAGUUAGAACAAUGGACCUAUUUGCCCAUUCAGGAGAGGUGCUGCUCGUGAGGGAAUCGAAAUCAUGUACUGAUUUCAAAAACCUGAAGACCCUCUCCCUUGGUGAAUGGUGUAUAACUCCUGACCUUGAUCUAUUAGCAGCCAUGCUUCAGCGCUCACCAAACUUAGAGAACCUUUCUGUUCACCUCGACAUGGCCAACAAGGUCAGAGUGGGCUUCAAGCCAAGGGCAAGUUCAUUUGCAUGCACUAACCUGAAGAAGGUGGAGAUCACAUGUUGUAAGCAUGAUAUUGUUUGCAAAUUGAUAGAGUUCUUCGAUGUGAAUAGCAUACCACGUGAGAAGAUUUCCUUCCAUUGGACUGCCUGCCAUUGUGUCGUCGAGAGAGUAAAAAAUAACAAUUGUGUCAGUGCCACUGAUGGUGAGGCGGUGACACCUACGCACUGGCAGAGCGACACAGUGCUGAUAUAUGGAGUCGACAACCCUUUCGAACUGCAAGCCUUAUCAACACCAACUUGUAUCCGUGCAGGCAACCCGUUCGACAGAAUGCUCCGUGAAGACGCGGCAGCGCAGGGGACGCCCGGAGGCGGAGGCGGUGGCCGUGGAGAUGCCGGUGGCGGCUCCAGCGACCGCCUCAGCCGUCUACCGGACAAUAUCCUCCCCCGGGUCAUGUCGCACCUCAAGACGUGGGAGGCGGUGCGCACGUGCGUGCUCUCCAAGAGGUGGCGCCACCUGUGGGCCUCCAUGAACUGCCUCGACAUCCGCAAGCCGUGCCCCUGCGUCGACGACGGCGACAUCAGCGCCGACCAUCCCCGGACGACGGCGAGAGCCGAAUUCGUCAAGAACCUGCUGCACCGGCGGCGGCAGCUGGCGCCGCUGGACUCGCUCCGCCUCUGCUGGAGCCACGAGGCCCGCAACGGGAACGCCAACUCAUGGAUCGCCUACACCGUCAGGCACGGCGCGGAGGAAAUCGAGUUCUCCGGGGAGCAUCACACUCGCCUCAGGACCCUGAAGCUUAUCCAUGUCCGGCUGGAUGACACCACCCUCACGCAGCUCAGGUCUAGGUGCACUUGUUUGGAAGACCACCAUGCUGAAGCGGUUGGCCAUGAACAAGUGCAAAAUCCCCAAGGGCUGCUUGGUUUAUGCUCCCAACCUUGUUUCGCUCUGUUGCAGCAGGCCUUUUGGGAGGAGGAUGAGUCAGAUGAUAACAGCAACAAUGAAUCUGAUGGUGACUCUGGUGACACAACGAAUCUGAUGAUAGUAGUAUCUACUAUGAUUCUGAUCGUGAUCGAGGACAGAUACAGAGAAUCCAAGUAUUUGAUUAAUGGUCAUAAACGCAGUAUAGAUGAACCUGUGAAAAGUUGCUGUGAAGAGUAUGGGAGCAAGAUUUCUAGUGACUUCGGUGGUGUUGGUAUGCUUUGCAGCCUCUCACAUGUUAAAACAAUGGACUUGUUAGCUCAUCCAAGAGAGGUGCUGCUUACGAGGGAAUUGAAAUCUAGCACUGAAUUAAAAAACCUGAAGAUUCUGUCUCUUGGUGAAUGGUGUAUAACUCCUGGCUUUGAUGAGUUAGCAUCCAUACUUGGGCACUCACCAAACUUAGACAUGGCAUAUAACAAAAGAUUGGGAUUCAUUCAAAGUACAAGGUCAUUCGUGUGCACCAAGCUGAAGAUGGUGAAGAUCACAUGCUGUUGUAUGGAAAAGGUUGACUGA
Molecule: messenger RNA, 3234 nt
Organism: Miscanthus lutarioriparius
Lineage: Eukaryota; Viridiplantae; Streptophyta; Magnoliopsida; Poales; Poaceae
Source: the annotation of a GenBank genome assembly